UCUUUUUCAUUUUGCACUAUAAUUCAAGGCAAUGCAAGGUAAACAUCGUAUAUUGCAGGACUGUCAUACAUUUUUAUUUAAAAAAAUUCGGAAGGGUUCUUGAUAUUUUUUGAUAAGACAAAUCUGAGCUACGAAAAUUCUCAGACCAUGGAGAACGGAACGACAGAGUAUGUCAACGGGGGCUCUUUGCCAGCCGGGCAAAUUCCUGAAGACGCCAAUGAACAUUGUCCAGGGCCGGAGGCAGAAUCGGCAGGGAAGACAGACGCUUGCGAAGGAUGCCCUAACCAGCAGAUAUGCGCCACCGCUCCCAAGGGACCUGAUCCAGAUUUGGUUGCUAUAGCAGAGCGUAUGGCUACUGUGAAACACAAAAUUUUAGUGUUGUCUGGAAAAGGUGGGGUGGGGAAGAGCACAUUUGCAGCACAGCUUUCGUUUGCUUUAGCAGAGCAAGACAAGCAGGUUGGACUUCUUGACAUUGAUAUAUGUGGUCCUAGCAUUCCCAAGAUGCUUGGAUUGGAAGGUCAGGAAAUACAUCAGAGCAAUCUUGGCUGGUCUCCUGUGUACGUAGAAGACAAUCUUGGUGUGAUGUCUAUUGGCUUCAUGCUGCCAGAUCCAGAUGAGGCAGUCAUAUGGAGGGGACCACGCAAAAAUGGACUGAUCAAGCAGUUUCUGAAAGAUGUUUACUGGGGAGAGUUAGACUAUCUAAUUGUGGAUGCUCCACCUGGGACAUCUGAUGAACAUAUUUCUAUAGCACAGUAUCUGAAAGCAACUAAUGUGGAUGGUGCGUUAAUAGUUACUACACCACAGGAAGUAUCAAUAAUUGAUGUUAGGAAGGAGAUAAAUUUUUGCAAGAAGGUUGGCAUUAAUGUCUUAGGUGUCGUAGAGAACAUGAGUGGUAUUCAACAACCCAUCUCAAGUUUCAUAUUUAAGAAGAUUGCAGAUGAUGGGGAGGAGGAAGAUGUCACCGAGGAGACAUUGAAGAGCAUACAAACACAUUCCCCUCAGUUGUUAUCUUUAUUUGCUUAUACUGAAGUCUUUCAUGUAACUGGUGGUGGAGCAGAGAAGAUGGCUAAAGAUAUGAAUGUUCCGUUUUUAGGCAAAGUACAUAUGGAUCCGGAGUUGAGCAAAGCAGCUGAAGAAGGACGCUCUUGCUUUACAGAUCCAAAAUGCAGAUCAAGUGCAUCUGCGCUGCAAAGGAUCAUUAAAAAGAUUGAGAAUAUCACAGAGCCAUGAUAUUUGUAGAUUUUAAUAUACAGAUUUUGAACAAGAUCAUUUGAUACACAACGUAGUAUACUUUUGGUGGUUUCAUUUUUGUUGAAAUUAUAUUGGGUUUCUUUAUAUGUAUGAGAAAUUAGAAAUUUUGGAAAAAUAUACCACUGUAUUUGUAGUAUUACUCAUGUAACAUUAAUAUCAUACAGCAUUGGCUUGCUAAAGCAUUCUUUA
Molecule: messenger RNA, 1440 nt
Organism: Cryptomeria japonica (Japanese cedar)
Lineage: Eukaryota; Viridiplantae; Streptophyta; Pinopsida; Cupressales; Cupressaceae
Product: cytosolic Fe-S cluster assembly factor NBP35
Exons: 3
Coding region: 148-1230 (360 amino acids)
Biological process (GO): iron-sulfur cluster assembly
Cellular component (GO): cytosol
Molecular function (GO): 4 iron, 4 sulfur cluster binding; ATP binding; ATP-dependent FeS chaperone activity
Source: RefSeq, a predicted model, not a curated record